Molecule: messenger RNA, 1260 nt
Organism: Merops nubicus (carmine bee-eater)
Lineage: Eukaryota; Metazoa; Chordata; Aves; Coraciiformes; Meropidae
Product: phosphatidylinositide phosphatase SAC2-like
Exons: 2
Source: RefSeq, a predicted model, not a curated record
ACACUCUUCAGUGCAUUGCAGAAAUGCUGAGGAUCACAAAGCAAGCAAUGGGAUUGGAUGUGCCCAUUAUUGAGAAAAAGCUAGAAAGGAAGAGCAGUAAGCCUCACGAAGACAUCAUUGGCAUUCGGUCUCAGAACAGAGGGUCCCUGGCCCAAGGCAAGAAUUAUUUGCUGAGCAAGUUCUCCUCUCUCAAUCAAAAAGUGAAGCAAACCAAAUCCAAUGUGAACAUCAGCAACCUCCGCAAGCUGGGCAGCUUCACCAAACCUGAGGUGAAAGUCAACUUUCUAAAACCAAAUUUGAAAGUGAAUCUUUGGAAAUCAGAUAGCAGCCUGGAAACUUUAGAGAAUCCAGUGGUAGAUGCUAAAGUCCAUACCGAGUCUGACACAGAAGUGUCAGAUAAUGAUUCAUUCCACUCGGAUGAUUUCCUGACCAAUUCCAAAUCUGAUGAGGACAACCAGCUGACCGACUCUCUGGAGAACAUGGGGCAGACAGACUAUGUGCUGCCUAGCUGUGGGAUCCUUGCCUCAGCCCCACGGCUGGGCAGUCGGUCCCAGUCCAUAAGCAGCACAGACAUGAGCAUCAGCAUUCAUGUUCCAUCUGAGGUCCCUGGCUCUCAGGCUGGCCAGUCUGACUGUGAAGAUGUACCCAUGCCUUCUGCUGACCAUGUGGAGAUGGAGUUUGCUAAGCCUAUUGAUGUGUACUGCCAGAGGUUUGUGCAUGAUGCUCAAAGUAAGGUGUCAGGUGUUUUGGAGGCUGAGGCUGGUUCUCAAGAGCCCCAUCACAUCAUAAAUCAAGCCAGCAAUAAUACAUCUGAGAAGGCAGAAACCAAGGCUGAAGCUAUCAGAGACGUUCCUUCCAGGCCAUCUAAGCUGGACGUACAGUCUUCUGAGCCAAAUCCUCAGCUCCUAGCUGUGGGUGGGAGUGACUUCACUAAGUCCCAUAAAAGCCCAGGGUCUGUGUCUGGCCACGCUGAGUCAGGACUCCCCACGACUCCUUCUCCCGCCGACGGCAGCAGCAGCAGAGCCGUGUCUCCUUUCGCGAAAAUUCGCAGUUCCAUGGUCCAGGUAGCUAACAUCACACAAGCAGGAUUGACUCAAGGGAUUAAUUUUGCUGUGGCAAAGGUUCAGAAGAGCCCUGCAGAACCAGAAGCUAUGAGUGAGAUCAAACAAAAAGAACUGAAAGAAAUGUUUACGCAAUGCCAGACACGAAUAAUUCAAAUCUAGCUGCUCGUUUAGGGAGUGUUCUUCUAGUUGUGGCUUU